This is a messenger RNA of Colletotrichum karsti, 2613 nucleotides long. RefSeq names its product DNA repair metallo-beta-lactamase. The transcript has a single exon. NCBI's taxonomy places the organism in Eukaryota, Fungi, Ascomycota, Sordariomycetes, Glomerellales, Glomerellaceae. Gene Ontology annotation, molecular function: damaged DNA binding; 5'-3' DNA exonuclease activity. Gene Ontology annotation, biological process: protection from non-homologous end joining at telomere; interstrand cross-link repair; double-strand break repair via nonhomologous end joining. Bases 1 to 2613 code for a protein of 870 amino acids. The record is from RefSeq and is a predicted model, not a curated record.
AUGGCGCCUUCAUCGUCGGCCGCCCGGAAGCGAACGAGCAGUACUCCGAAGAAGAGCUUUAGCAAAGUUCCACCCUCGAAGAAACCGGCACGUCCGAAUGCCAGCAUCCUGAGCUUCUUUCAAAAAGCCGAGAAACCUGAGCCAACCCUUUUCCUCGACGGUCAAGAGAAGCUUGCAGUUCAGAUCGAAAACGACGAAGAGCCCAAUAUUUACGAUGCCGAACCUUGGGAAGAGGAGGAGAGAUUCAACGAGGUUGAGUCCUCAAUCAAGAAGCGAAGGCUGAGUCAUGAGGAGGAGAAUAAGGAUGCAGAACAAUCGAGUCCGAAGGAGGCCAGAAGCCCUGUUCCCGCUGAGCCCGCACCUUCAUCACCGACAACAGAGGCAAGGCCCGUGAAGAAACCAUCAGGCAAGCGCAAGGGCCCAUUUCUCGAAGAAUCCGACAGCGAAGAGGAGGAAGAUACCAAGGAAUCUGCCACGAAGCCACCGUUCAUCAACGCAGCCCGCAACACAGCGCCCGUAACGCUGCCGACCACGAUGGAAGAGCCACCUCUUAAGAAAGAGGAGGAGGAGGAGGAGGACGCGACACCGCCUGCUAAAGAGACGAGUUGCCCGCCGCCGCCGCCGCCGCCAAUGAAGGUUGAGGACUCGAUCGACAAUGAUUUUGCAAAUGUUGACGAGUUUGGUGACCUAGACGAAUUUCCCGACGACGAAGAUUUCGGAGGUGAAGAGUAUCGCAUGAUGCAGUUCAUGGAGGAGCAAGCCAGGCUAGAGGCUGAAGCGGAGGCUGCCGACACCGGCGAUUAUUCUUGCGACGACAUUGCCGACCCUAUCCGAGCCAGUGAGGCCAUGGUUGCCAACUGCCCAAUAUGCGAUGGAAGCCUUGCUGGAAUUACACCAGACGAAGCAACACGACACGUCAACGCCUGCCUCGAUGGCAAUCCAAUUCCCCUACCACAGCCGAAGCCACCCAAGAAAGAAAAGACAGCACCAACGCCAACUCUUGGUCCUCCAGAGAUCAACAAGCGAUUCGCACGCGCGGCUGUCCCUCGCGCUGGCCAAGCCAAUCCGUUCCAAAUCGGCGAGGUCGCAAACAAGCCAACCUCGGCGUUCACGAAACUGAUGUCAGGUCACGCGGAGGAUGCGGCAUGGGCCGGAGCAGCUGCGGCGGAGCACUCGGCACGUGGAAAGCCAGCAUAUCAACGCACGUGUCCAUUCUACAAGAUCAUGCCUGGUUUCUACAUCUGCGUCGAUGCCUUCAGGUACGGCGCAGUCAAAGGGUGCAACGCAUACUUCCUCAGCCACUUCCAUAGCGAUCACUACAUUGGAUUAACUGCCAACUGGACACACGGGCCCAUUUACUGCAGCAAAGUCACCGGAGACCUGGUCAAGAUGCAGUUGCGGGUUGCCGCCAAGUGGGUUGUUCCACUCGAAUUCGAUCAGACACAAGAAGUUCCUGGCACAGAGGGUGUUACGGUCACUAUGAUUUCCGCUAAUCACUGCCCUGGGAGUUCCCUUUUCCUUUUUGAGAAGACCAUGGGCAAGGGUCAGUACGCCAGGAAACAGAGGAUUCUGCAUUGUGGAGAUUUCAGAGCCUGCCCAGCACAAGUUGGUCACCCACUGCUGAAACCUGACGUGCAAGACUCCAUCUCAGGCAAGACCAGACAACAGAAGAUCGAUGUCUGCUAUCUCGACACGACCUAUCUUAACCCUCGCUACUCCUUUCCGCCUCAGAACGAUGUCAUCAACGCUUCCGCGGAACUCUGCAAGUCACUUGCCCCAGAGCAAAACUCCGAGGAUAAUGCGUGGGACAGAGUCAAUAGAGAGGCGGGCACGGAUACUGUCAGCAAGUUCUUCACCAAGGUGAAUGGGGACAAUGCAACAGCGAAGUCGAAACCGAAGAAUGCACCUAAAGAACGCCUCCUCGUUAUCUGCGGCACAUACUCGAUUGGCAAGGAACGCAUUUGCAAAGCUAUUGCUCAAGCGUUGGGGAGCAAAAUAUUUGCGUCAAAGUCCAAAAUACGCAUUUGCUCCAAGCUCGGAGAUCCGGAACUCACCGCGCUGUUGACGGACAACCCGCUGGAAGCCCAGGUGCACAUGCAAAUGCUGAUGGAGAUCCGCGCCGAGACAUUGCAAGACUAUCUCAACUCGUACAAGCCGCACUUCAGUCGUAUUGUGGGAUUCCGGCCUUCCGGUUGGAACUAUCGCCCGCAAGGCGCGGGGAAGGCGGUGUCGGCCAACACACAGCCCGGAACGAUUCCCACAACGCAAAUCCUGCAGGGCAAGGCGUGGCGCUCCCGAUUCGGUGCCAAAGACUUUGUUGCUCAGCGUGGAAGCACAAAGGAGGCCAUGUGCUUCGGGGUGCCGUACAGCGAACACAGCAGCUUUCGAGAGUUGGCGAUGUUCCUGAUGGCACUGCGUAUCGAGAAAGUUGUGCCCACGGUCAAUGUCGGAAGCGAGGUGUCUAGGAAGAGAAUGAAGGGUUGGACCGACAAGUGGUUAUCGGAACGAAGGAAGGGCGGUCUCAUCCGUCCUCUGGAGGGUGAUGAGAGCGAGGGAAAAGAGGUCGCACUUUGGGAUGGGAAGGAUGGCGGCGGUGGGGGUGUUUGGUGGUGA